Eptesicus fuscus (big brown bat) is the source of this 2651-nucleotide messenger RNA. RefSeq names its product fascin actin-bundling protein 1 (gene FSCN1). Gene Ontology annotation, cellular component: actin cytoskeleton; growth cone; filopodium. NCBI's taxonomy places the organism in Eukaryota, Metazoa, Chordata, Mammalia, Chiroptera, Vespertilionidae. The record is from RefSeq and is a predicted model, not a curated record. Gene Ontology annotation, biological process: cell migration; establishment or maintenance of cell polarity; actin filament bundle assembly. Bases 157 to 1638 code for a protein of 493 amino acids. The transcript has 5 exons. Gene Ontology annotation, molecular function: protein-macromolecule adaptor activity; actin filament binding.
CCGGCCUAUAAAGGGGCCGGGGCGCGGGGCCGGCUUUGUGGAGCGCUGCGGCGGGGCGCGCGGGACCGCGGUCGGGGAACAAAGGAGCCGGGCGCUGCCGCGGGGACCCGCCACCGACCUCCCGGGCCGCGCCGGGGCCUGCCGCCCGCCGCCACCAUGACCGCCAACGGCACGGCCGAGGCGGUGCAGAUCCAGUUCGGCCUCAUCAACUGCGGCAACAAGUACCUGACGGCCGAGGCGUUCGGGUUCAAGGUGAACGCGUCGGCCAGCAGCCUGAAGAAGAAGCAGAUCUGGACGCUGGAGCAGCCGCCCGACGAGGCGGGCAGCGCGGCCGUGUGCCUGCGCAGCCACCUGGGCCGCUACCUGGCGGCGGACAAGGACGGCAACGUGACCUGCGAGCGCGAGGCGCCGGGCGCCGACUGCCGCUUCCUGAUCGUGGCGCACGACGACGGCCGCUGGUCGCUGCAGUCCGAGGCGCACCGGCGCUACUUCGGCGGCACCGAGGACCGCCUGUCGUGCUUCGCGCAGACCGUGUCGCCGGCCGAGAAGUGGAGCGUGCACAUCGCCAUGCACCCGCAGGUCAACAUCUACAGCCUCACCCGCAAGCGCUACGCGCACCUGAGCGCGCGGCCGGCGGACGAGAUCGCCGUGGACCGCGACGUGCCCUGGGGCGUCGACUCGCUCAUCACGCUGGCCUUCCAGGACCAGCGCUACAGCGUGCAGACGGCCGACCACCGCUUCCUGCGCCACGACGGGCGCCUGGUGGCGCGCCCCGAGCCCGCCACGGGCUACACGCUCGAGUUCCGCUCGGGGAAGGUGGCCUUCCGCGACUGCGAGGGCCGCUACCUGGCGCCGUCGGGGCCCAGCGGCACGCUCAAGGCGGGCAAGGCCACCAAGGUGGGCAAGGACGAGCUCUUCGCCCUGGAGCAGAGCUGCGCCCAGGUCGUGCUGCAGGCCGCCAACGAGAGGAACGUGUCCACGCGGCAGGGUAUGGACCUGUCGGCCAAUCAGGACGAAGAGACGGACCAGGAGACUUUCCAACUGGAGAUCGACCGCGACACCAAAAAGUGCGCCUUCCGCACCCACACGGGCAAGUACUGGACGCUGACGGCCGCCGGGGGCGUGCAGUCCACCGCCUCCGCCAAGAGUGCCAGCUGCUACUUCGACAUCGAGUGGCGCGAUCGGCGGAUCACACUGCGUGCGUCCAAUGGCAAGUUCGUGACGGCCAAGAAGAACGGGCAGCUGGCCGCCUCGGUGGAGACAGCAGGGGACACGGAGCUCUUCCUCAUGAAGCUGAUCAACCGCCCCAUCAUCGUGUUCCGCGGGGAGCACGGCUUCAUCGGCUGCCGCAAGGUCACAGGCACCCUGGACGCCAACCGCUCCAACUAUGACGUCUUCCAGCUCGAGUUCAACGACGGCGCCUACAACAUCAGAGACUCCACAGGCAAGUACUGGGCGCUGGGCAGCGACUCCCUGGUCACCAGCAGCAGCGACAGCCCUGUCGACUUCUUCUUUGAGUUCUGCGACUACAACAAGGUGGCCAUCAAGGUGGGCGGGCGCUACCUGAAGGGGGACCACGCGGGGGUCCUGAAGGCCUGUGCGGAGACCAUCGACCCCGCCACCCUGUGGGAGUACUAGGCCCCGCCCCCCGCAUCCCUGUGCCCGUCCCCCGUGCCCCCCCCCCCCCCCUCCGCUAAUUCCUCUCCAGGUGGCACCGCCCAGGGUGGCGAGCCCCUUGCCUUUCCUACUGGAAACCCAGAGAAAACGGUGUCCCCCCUGCUGCCCUGCGUGGCCACUCCCUUAGCGGGACCGGGGACCCUCCGCCCUCCCUGCUGUGGGCGAGGCUGGCACCUCUUCUGACCUCAGACAACUCUGAGCCUUAUUUCCCCAAAGUGGCUGAGGGCAGUGGGGGCUAGAGCCCUGGGUGUGGCGGGGUCUAACUGGAAUCUCCUGCCCCGCCCCCCCAGCCGAGGUUCCCCCCAACUUCCCAGCAGCCGGGCCUUUGGCCCAAGCCCUUCGGGGGCCCCUCGGGGCACCAGCCCUGCAUCAGGAGGAACGCGCAGGGCCGGGGCUGAAGCCGGUGCCCGUCACCUGUCCCCUCCGCACGGAGCAGCCCCGCCCUGCGCGCCCCUGUGCUCCGGGGACCCUGCUCCUGCCUCUCACCCUGGCCAAACUGGAAGCAGAAAAUGACCAAAUCAGUAUUUUUUUUUAAUGAAAUGUCAUUGUUGGAGGUGGCGCAGGCAGGCCUCGGGCAGCAUCUCCAGGCCUGGGUGCCCCUGCUCCAUGGUGGGAGGGCAGGGAGGGCACCCCCCCAAACCCAGAACCUGCCUCCACCGCCCAGGGGCGCUCACUGGCCCCGCCCCCUGCCCGCCCAGCCAGAGCCUCCAGCCGGCGGAUUGGUGCUCCUUGUCUGACUGGACUCUGGGUCUCGGGGUGGGACCAAACCGGGUGUCGCCCUCCUGUGAGGAGACACCCAGCCCUGACCCUUGGCUCCCAGCUGCACCCCUGCCAGCCCCCCACCCCCCCGUCCGCCAUGCAUCUCACUCUGGGUGUCUUGGUCUUUUAUUUUUUGUAAGUGUCAUUUGUAUAACUAAAUGCCCAUGAUAGUAGCUUCAGACUGGAAAGAGCAAAAUAAAAUAACGUAAAACCAG